Molecule: messenger RNA, 2868 nt
Organism: Cloeon dipterum
Lineage: Eukaryota; Metazoa; Arthropoda; Insecta; Ephemeroptera; Baetidae
Product: PHD finger protein rhinoceros
Exons: 9
Coding region: 364-2352 (662 amino acids)
Source: RefSeq, a predicted model, not a curated record
GGAGCAUAAAACAUAACAAUAUGGUGGCGGCGACGUAUAGUGAAAGAUGUGACUAAUCCACAGCUUGUUGCCGUCCUCACGUUUUCCGGUUCCCCCUGCAUUUUUUCCAAGCUUCCCUUCUGCUGGCGUGACAUUCCCCAGUCCCACCCCCGCGCACUCCUGACAUUGUUAUUAUCAUCUCCGAGUUGAAAGCCUCCACAGCGCGUCCGCGUCCCUUCAAAUCUGUCUGUGCCCGCUGAACUACAUACUUGUUGUGUUGACUUUUCCGUCGGAAUUCUCCAAUCCUGACAAACAUUCACCAGUUUGACUAAAAUGCAUUUGAGGUAUUACAAAGACGUAUGAAAGGAGAAUGCCAGCAGAGUCAUGUUUGAACCCGACCUUCUAGAGUUGCAAGAGUUUGCUGUUUGGGUUGUGUCCUUCUCGGUGUUCAUCAUGUUGGUUGCGUUCUUCGGAUGUGUAUGCGGAUGCAAGAAGAAGAAUGGGGACAAGGAUGACUGGCUUGGGAAGGAAGGGAAGCUGAAACCUCUUAACAAUCUGGACGAAGAUCAAGCCUUGCAAUCAAAUGGCGAAGCGCAAAGGGUCGCUAAUAGAGCGUCGACUGCAAAUAGAAGUUUACCCGACAUUCCAAUAAACGAGCUGCGAGACACAGACCCGACUUGGGACUUGAAUCAACUUACGAACACCUCGGACAACUGCUCAGAGCUCUACGCCACCGUAGGAGAGACCCCAAAUUCCGAAUUGGAGGCCAAAAGCAAGAAGCGUCAGGCUCCCAGCAUUCCAAGCCCGGAAAACAGUCCCUCUGAAUCCGCACCCGUCGGCUCCAAGGUUUUGGCUCACCAGUACGCCAAACUCAGCCACCCUUAUGCGAGGGUGAAACCACCCCCUCCGAAGAAUGACGCCUACGCUUCAACUAGCACUGUUACUCAGCCGUCGAUGGAGUUGGAGAGCUCGGAAAACACUCCAGGCACUCAGGGAGGGUCCCAGACAACCCUGUCCUCUGGUACGGACCAGCCAAUCCCUCCGCCCCGCACAAGACGCUCUUCUUCGCAAAGCAAUUUGUUCCACGCAUCCAGUUCGUCGCCAACAGUGACGAUGGCUCGUAGUGCCAACACGCUGCCCUCGUACCCCGCCUCCUCAUCGCCUGCUUUGGUGCUGGACUCGAUACCCGCCGGCCCUGCCAUCAUGGGCAAGAUUUCUGCCAGCCAAGAGCUGCCCUACAUCACGCUACCAAUUGAUAACGCACGCUCCAAUCAUGUACCUGUUGAUCUCCCAAACGCUGAAGGCGAAGUAGGUGCUGUUGGGAAUGACGUGGCUGACAAUGCGGGUGCUGCUGAUGAUGUGGACCAGAGAAACCCAGGUGCUGGACAUUUCAGUGGCGACUCUCAGGAUUCGAGUAAGGGCUACACGAGCAUCAGUGUGCGAGAACCACUUGCGAGUAUCAGAGCUCAGACCGGACAACUGAGUCGACGGACUGAUCCUCAUUAUGCCACCGUUUCUGACGAUUCUGAUGAAAUGUAUGCUGCUAUCGAAGACCGGUCAGGCAGUGACACAUAUGCCCAAAUCGUGCCUCUGCCUCAACAGCAGCCACCUCCGCCAAGCGUCGACAGCUUGAGGAAUACUUUGGCAGAAAAUCACUCGCGUCAAGCGUCGUCGUCAAGCGCCGCGAGCACGGCAGCAACAGUAGGAUCUCCAAAACCUGAGAAAAGGCAGGCCAAUUCACCGCUACCCCCGCCCCCCGCAGUUCCUCCCCCCAACGUCUCUCCCCCGCUAACCCCGUCUCCUUUGCCCCAGAGUAAGCUGGAAGAAAUGUACGCAAAAGUGAUCAAGAAGAAAGGCUCAAAAGAGAGCACCCCGACGCAUUCUGCCGCGAAGGAAGGUGCGUCGCGAACGGAGCCAGGCCACGCUAGCCUGGAUUUGAACUCUGGCUACGAGAGCCUGCCGAGUGGGCGGCCCCCUGUGGAGCCCAAUUACGAAUCCAUGUCCUCCAGCAUCCCGGACAACGACUCUGCGUCCGGUUACGCGGUAGUCGCGCUGAAAAACCCAAACUACCCCGGAUACGAGGAGGUUCGAAAUUCAAACAGAACCUCUUUCCACCAGCAGAGCGACCCAAAUUACGAGGAACUUGGGCAUAAAAGCGACUCUUCCGUUCACGAGCCAAACUACGAAAUGCUCAACGGCGAGCCCAACUAUGAACCUCUAAAAUCCAACUCUUCAGCUCAAGACGAUCCAAAUUACGAGAGUGUUUUGAGUUUGCGAGAGCCUCCGUAUGAACAGCUAGAUAAAAAGGCCACUGAUAGUUCCGGUGAUUUAAUAUACGCGACAGUUAACAAAAGUAACAAGAAAGCUUUAUAGCUUGCACUAUGAGACUGCUUAAACUUGUAGAAUUCUCGACACCAACUUUUGGCAGCCAAAUAAUAGUAAUUCAAACUUCUUGUGAUAACAAAAACUCUUCCAAUGUGAUUCUAUUUGUAAUAAUAUGCGCUUCUGUCCAAAAGUUGACGCACCGCAAUACUAAGCAAUACUAAUUACUCUUUGCAGCUUACCGGGCGCAAAGAUCCUCUUGAAAUUAGCUCAUUUCUCUCUGGGUAGCAAAAAAUAAUUCCAUUUUUCUCGUGCCACACACUAUUUUGCUAUCCAAAUCUGUGCUCAACUAACAUAGUGCUACGGGCUCUGAAUUCCCCUGAUUUUCUUGAUAUGGCGUAAGAAGUGGUAAAUAAAUGAUAUUGCAGGUUUAGAGAAUUAGGAAAGCCUAGUUUUUUGUCUAGCCUGAAUCUUGAUGAAAAGCAAAAUAUUUGAUUGUACAAUACAAAUUUAAAUUUUGUAUAUUCAGAAUUAUAUUGGAACUAAAAUAGAUCUUUCAUCUCGAAA